UUUCCUGCUCUUAAAAUCCAGUUUUGCUGCUCUUCUCUCCCUCCCCUCAACACCCCUUUGGGAACAAGAAGGAAUGGUGUCUCUGGCAAGGAAACAGCUCAUGGGGCAUUCUGAAUGGGAUCACAAACGAGGACCCAGAGGCUCACAGUCUUCUGGCACCAGCAUCACAGUGGACAUCGCUGUCAUGGGAGAGGCCCACGGCCUCAUCACAGACCUUCUGGCUGAUCCUUCACUGCCCCCCAACGUCUGCACAUCCCUGAGGACAGUGAGCAACCUGCUCAACACACAGCUGACCUUCCAGGCCAUCCACAAGCCCAGGGUGAAUCCCUUGGUGUCCUUCAGCGAGAACUACACCUGCUCCGACUCGGAGGAAUGUCCGGAGAAGGGAGAGAAACUGGCAAUCCCCAAGCGCUUACGGAGGAGUUUGCCUCCAGGACUGCUGAGACGAGUGUCCUCCACGUGGACCACCACCACAUCAGCCACAGGACUGCCCACCCUGGAGCCAGCUCCAGUGAGGAGGGACCGCAGUGCCAGCAUCAAACCUCACGAAUCUUCGUCAUCCAGCUCUGACUCCUGGAACAGCUCCAUUCUGAUGACAAUCACCAAGAGCAGGUCCUUCUCCACCUCCUACGCCGUGUCCUCCACCAACCACCUGAAUGCCAAAAGGCAGAGCCGCCAAGGUAUCCCACCAAAUAUUUCACCUCUCACCUCCCCGUGCCAUUCGCCGAUUCAGGGGACGCCUGCCACGAGUCCUACUGGGAAAACAUCUUCUGUGUCAUUUCCAGAGCCCACAGACACUGACACCAAGCAGGGCCUAAAGCCACACAAAGUCUUAACUUCUACUCAGAGUGCACCUAGCCUGUCAGACCCUGUUACCAGCCCCUCCAUCAUCUGCAGCAGCUGUGGCAGACCCUACAAUCAAAUAGAAGCUGGUGAUGGGACACUAAAUAGAAAUGAUACUACUACACACACCCUGAACAGAACAGAGGAUCCUGCCCAAGCCACCUCUGACUACGAGACCAACAACAGCGACAGCAGUGACAUCGUGCAGAAUGACGACGACACGGAUUGCUCCAAGGAGCAGCCACAGAAGGGAUCUGGCUGUAGGUCCUACACACCUGAGACCAUCAUCCUCUUGGACAAGCCUGUACUGGCUCCUGAGCCCCUGGUUAUGGACAACUUGGAUCCCUUGAUGGAGCAGCUAAAUAGUUGGAACUUCCCAAUCUUUGAUUUGGUGGAAAAAAUUGGGAAGAAAUGCGGUCGGAUUCUCAGUCAGGUAUCAUACAGGCUUUUUGAUGACAUGGGGCUGUUUGAAACCUUUAAAAUACCAGUGAGGGAAUUUAUGAACUACUUUCAUGCCUUGGAGUGUGGAUACCGAGAGAUACCUUAUCACAACCGAAUCCAUGCCACGGAUGUGCUGCACGCCGUGUGGUACCUCACAACCCAGCCCAUCCCGGGACUCCCCACUGUCAUCAAUGACCACGGCUCGGCCAGUGAUUCAGAUUCUGACAGUGGGAUCACCCACGGCCACAUGGGAUAUGUGUUUUCCAAGACAUACACACCUACAGAUGACAGCUAUGGGUGCCUGGCUGGCAACAUCCCUGCCCUGGAGCUGAUGGCUCUUUAUGUGGCUGCAGCCAUGCAUGACUAUGAUCACCCAGGAAGGACCAAUGCCUUCUUGGUAGCAACGAGUGCUCCUCAGGCGGUGCUGUACAACGACCGCUCUGUGCUGGAGAACCACCACGCUGCUGCUGCCUGGAACCUCUUCAUGUCCAGGCCAGAGUACAACUUCCUGGUCAACCUGGACCACGUGGAGUUCAAGCAUUUCCGCUUCCUCGUCAUCGAGGCCAUCCUGGCUACUGACCUGAAGAAGCACUUUGAUUUCGUGGCCAAGUUCAACGCCAAGGUGAACGAUGAUGUUGGCAUUGACUGGACCAACGAGAACGACCGCCUGCUGGUCUGCCAGAUGUGCAUCAAGCUGGCUGACAUCAACGGGCCUGCCAAGUGCAAGGACCUGCACCUGCAGUGGACAGAGGGCAUCGUCAAUGAGUUCUAUGAGCAGGGUGAUGAAGAGGCCAGCCUGGGGCUGCCCAUCAGCCCUUUCAUGGACCGCUCUGCUCCCCAGCUGGCACACCUCCAGGAGUCCUUCAUCACCCACAUCGUGGGACCACUCUGCAACUCCUAUGACUCAGCAGGGCUGAUGCCAGGAAAAUGGAUAGAAGAGAGUGAUGAAUCAGGAGACACUGAUGAGCAAGAGGAGGAGGAAACAGCAGAAAUGGAAACUUGUGAAAACGCCGAAUCCAGAAAGAAGAAGUUCAAGAGGAGGAAAAUCUACUGUCAGAUCACUCAGCACCUGCUUCAGAACCACAAGAUGUGGCAGAAGGUGAUUGAGGAUGAGGAGCGGUUAGCUGGGUCGGAGAAGCAAGGCACGGAGCAAUCCCCACUGCACCAAUCUUCAGAACAAAUCCAGGCCAUCAGGGAGGAGGAGGAGGAGAAAGGCAAGGCCAAGAAGGAUGAAGAGGAGAACACAACUGUAGAACCAAACCAAUGACAAUAUUUACAGCAGUAUUUUAAGACAGAUUGACUCGUGCACAGACUCUUUCUCAAGCCAGCACAGCAUUUAGACACAACACUGUAGAAGUAUGGGAUAAUGCGCCUACAGCUGUUUCAUUUGUUUCUCUUUCCUUUUUAUGGUGAGGUACAUUGUUUAAACUCCUAUGCUCAAGGAAGCUUUCACACUGCAACACCGGCUUUACAGACUUUCUUUGAAGAGAUUUGGGGGUGGGUGGAAUUAUAUAAAUAUAUAUAUAUAUAUAUAGCCAGGGUUAUUGGCUGCACACUUCAGCAAAUUACAUUUAAUGAUAUAUUAUGGUCACUGUGAUAUUUACAGGAGAAAGUUAUCUGAGGAAAUGCUGCUUCUGAAGCACAUUUGCAGUUAACAGUAAGGUACCAGUUAAGUAGCUUUUUGCUCUUAAUGCUGAGGGAUAAAAGUUCCAAAGCUUUAUAUGAAUGCUGAUGUAUCCUGCCAACACAUAUGUGUGAGUGAGGGGGUGUUUGCAAGUGUGAGUGGAUAUGAGGAAAUACAGCAUGCUCUGAGUUCUUACCACACUAGCUGUAGCACAUGUCCCGGCAUACCACAAAAAACAGAAGGCCAGAAUUGUAGAGAAUUCGUGCCUGCAAGGGAACAAUUUUGAGGAGCUUUGCUUUCCCUCCAGUCCCAGUUUGCACUCCAGCUGCAGGCAGCCUCCGUUCAGCAGCAGCAGCCCAGGAGCUGCUCUGGCCCUACCAGCUGUGCUGGCAUCACCUCCUCCUCCUCCUCCUCCUCCUCCUCCUGGGCACCUCCAGGACUGCUGGCGACAGGGAUGUGCCAGGAGGGCUCUUUGCAGAGGGGGCAGUGCCUGGCACAGCAGCCUGUGCCCUUGCAGAAGGCUGGCCCUGCCUGUGCCCUGCAGGGUGAAUGU
Agelaius phoeniceus (red-winged blackbird) is the source of this 3461-nucleotide messenger RNA. NCBI's taxonomy places the organism in Eukaryota, Metazoa, Chordata, Aves, Passeriformes, Icteridae. The record is from RefSeq and is a predicted model, not a curated record.